CAUGGCGAUCAGUGGUGGAUUUUGUAUGGUGGUGCCAUCUUUAACAACAUUUCCAGGACUUAUAGUCUUCAGUGUUGGUAUCGGGUUGUUUGGCGGAUCAUUCGUUGCCCUCAUUGCAGUAAUGUUAGUUGAUGUCCUUGGUCCAGAGAGACUCUUCAGUGCAUUCGGAAUAUGUGUGUUAUUCCAAGGAGUUGCCCACCUGACUGGACCUCCAUUUGCAGGCUGGCUGCAAGAUAUUACAGGAAGCUGGAACCUGUCAUUUUACAUGUGCGGCAGUAUGCUUCUAAUAGGGACAAUCAUCCUUUUGUUUGAACCAGUUGGAAGAAAAUAUAUGGACAGAAAGUCUGAGACACCAGUUGGAAGAAAAUGUAUGGACAAAAAGUCUGAGACACCAAUAGUUUAGGGAUUUAUUACAUUAGAGAUGAAAAACAUCAAGGGUGCAUUACAGGUACAGUGGGACCAUCGGGAAAUACGAGCCAGAGGAUGACCAACAAAUGCUGUUAAAAACAUCUGUAUAUGUCAGUUUAUCAUUUUUGGCAAGGUUAUUCCAAGAAAUAAU
This is a messenger RNA of Owenia fusiformis, 559 nucleotides long. Lineage: Eukaryota; Metazoa; Annelida; Polychaeta; Sabellida; Oweniidae. The record is from the annotation of a GenBank genome assembly.